This is a messenger RNA of Mesorhabditis spiculigera, 819 nucleotides long. NCBI's taxonomy places the organism in Eukaryota, Metazoa, Nematoda, Chromadorea, Rhabditida, Rhabditidae. The record is from the annotation of a GenBank genome assembly.
AUGAUCCGACAGCGUUCGAUCUCACCCGGGUGGAAGCAGAAGCCAUUCGUCGACAACUACAACAUCCAGGACCAGUCAACGUCGACGAUCAUCAAAAUAUGGAUAUUGAUGCAGCCGGCCGGUCUCUUCCUCUUCCAUCGUCUAUUCCUGCAUCAACUACGUUACUACGGCUACGGCGAUUGGCUGGGCUCCGACGACGCGGCAGCCGAGUGGCCAUUCCGAGUGCACAUCAUCGAGACGGUGGUCGGGUGGGUGAGCGGGAUCUUUGCCGUUUUAUUCGCCGUUCUAACAUGGCUGGUACGAAUCUCACCCGGCGGCCAUCUCCGCGAAUGUGGGUGUCCCGUCAGCUGGAAGCAGCGGCAAUUGGCGAUGGCCGAACCGGGGACAGACUGGUCGUGUUGCCAGUGGGUUCCGUUUGUCGGGCCAUGGCUUCGUCGCGAAAUGGAGCUUGAACGCACAUAUGAUUGUGAUGAACAGCGCCGAGAGCUGGAAGGCUAUCUUCUUUUGCAAGUGAUCUUCUUGGUGUGGCAUUUGUGCUUUGCCUUCUAUUGGGUACGCCGCCUUGUUGCGACUGUUUCCCGCUAUGCCUCCACGCAACCACCUGAGGGUGAUGUGCCCCCAUUCUGUGACGAUUGGUUCGUCAUCGAUUGUUUUAUCGGCACUAUAUACGCCAUGCUGCUUUACGCAACCUUCUGCUGGAGACGUCCCAAAAGUGAGCAUGCCCGUCCGGGGAACUGCUGUCCCGAACGUCCGUCGGAUUUGGCCGUGGGCGCCUGGCGACACCAAUCUCUACAAACCCAACAAAAAACGAAGUUGAUU